This is a messenger RNA of Periophthalmus magnuspinnatus, 2471 nucleotides long. RefSeq names its product A kinase (PRKA) anchor protein 8-like (gene akap8l). Lineage: Eukaryota; Metazoa; Chordata; Actinopteri; Gobiiformes; Gobiidae. Gene Ontology annotation, cellular component: nucleus. Gene Ontology annotation, molecular function: DNA binding. Bases 139 to 2013 code for a protein of 624 amino acids. The record is from RefSeq and is a predicted model, not a curated record. The transcript has 13 exons.
UCAGUGGUUUUAGCCUCUGUCGCAUCAGUGCGCCGCUGCUCCUCACACUCGUCACACUGCUUUUCUGCACAGUCUGCUCUCUGCUCCAGCCUCAGCCUGUCCUGCACACACAGAGGCACACGGGUAUCGCACUGCGCCAUGGACAGCCGAGGAUACGGAUCUGGUUAUUCUAGUUGGGGAGGUGGAGGCCCCAGCAGCAGAGGGUCUCAUGCUGAUGAUGUUAUCGCCAAGAUCAACGAGCGGCUGGACAUGCUGUCCCAGCUGGAGGGGGGUGUGAAGGGGGACAGGUAUGACCAGUAUGAGUCUAUGGACUCGCGCUCUUCCUUGGCCUCCUCCCGAGAUCUCUACAGAUCUGGUAGCUAUGGUUACGGGGAUGGCAGGGGUGACAACAUGCUGUUGACUCACCGCGGAGGCUCUGGCUACGGAGGAGGGAUGGGGAUGGGUUCAGGGGCAAGCUUUGAUGACUAUUCCUCAUACGGAGUUGCUAAAAUGCGACCGAAUAUGAGGGAGCCCUUCAGCGGGGGCCAGGGAGCCAGCUCUGGAGGAUGGGCUUCAGCCAACCGCCACAGCCCCCGACGGGGUGGCAACACGGGGGGCUUCGGUGGUCACAGGGGCCACAGGGGCCAGUCUCCAGGAGGUGGUAGAGGCAAGCUCCCAUCCCUCCUGUCCAACCGCAUGUACCCUGAGAGCGGGGGCUUCCACCAGGGCCCCAGCCAGGGUCCCAGCCAGGGCCCUCACGACUUCCCCGGGAGGCAUUUUGGAGGGGGCCCACGGGCUGGCCGCCAGCGAGGCCGCAAGAGACCCCUUAACAAACAGGUGAAGCAACAGCCACAGAAGAAGAAGCGGCAGAAUGCAGAAGGAGAUGAGCCCGAGUCGAAAAUAAACAAAACAGAGUCAACAGGAGACGCUGCCUCCGCUGGUGAUGCUCCAGAGACACAAGACAAGAACGGACAUGGGGACGAAUCCAAGGCUUCAGAGGACGUGUCGGCCACAGAAACUACAGAAAAAGCUGAGCCAAAGGGGGAGGAUGGAGGUCAGGGGAGCAAGGCCCAGAGCAAGCAGACCCCAGCGGCCCAGAGCAACCACCAGAGGAUGAGGAAGAGGAGGGGCUUCAUUGAGCGGGUGAUGUUUACCUGCUCAGUGUGCAAGUUCCGCUCUUUCUACAAGGAGGACAUGGAAGCCCACCUCACCAGCCGCUUCCAUAAAGACCACUUCAAGUUCCUCCAAAGUCAGCUGUCCAAACCCACCACGGACUUCCUGCAGGAGUAUCUGCAGAACAAGCUGAGGAAGACAGAGUUCCGCGUGGGUCAGCUGGAGAACCAUUCUGCGUCCAUCUGCCAGGUGUACAGGGAGCAGGAUCUGACCAGAGACCUGGGCUUGGAGCACUUCAUCAGAAAGGUGGAGGCUGCUCACUGUGCCGCCUGUGACCUGUUCAUUCCCAUGCAGAACCACCUCAUCCAAAAGCACCUCAAGUCUCCAGACCACAACUACAACCGCAAGGCCAUGAUGGAGCAGUCCAAGAGGGCAAGUCUGUCUGUGGCCCGCAGCAUUCUCAACCACAAAGUCAUCGGGAAGAAGCUGGAGAGCUAUCUCAAGGGGGAGAACCCUUUCUUUGAUAACCCUGACGAGCAGGAGCCAGACGACUCCAUGGCCAUGGAUGUGUCCGGGACAGAGCUCACUGGGGAGCAGGCAGACAGCCAGCCACUGGAGGGUCUCACCCCCUCUGAUGCUCUGGAGGAAGCCCCUCUGAGCCUGGAGGUUGAGGGGGCUACAGAGGUGUCAUUGCAGGAGGGAGCAGAGGCAGUGACAGGUGCAUCCCUGGUGAAGGAAGACCACGUGGGUCAAGCUGAAGUUGCAGAGUUCCAUCCUGAGGAUGAAGGCUUUGAGCUGGGAGAUGAGGAGUGCUCCUUUGUGGUCCAUGAUGAGCUGCCAGAGGGACUGGAUCUACAGGAGGAGCUCCCUGCUGAGGAAGAGGAGCAGCCUGCAGAGGGAGCGGAGCAGCCUGCAGAUUAACCCCCGGGCAGGACACUCCACCACUGCCUGCUCGCCAAGCUCGUCCAUGUCCAUUUUUUUUAUUUUUUUUAUAUAGUUCAUCUAAUCGGCAUCACUUCUAGACUGUAAAGUGAAACCCAUUUGAGUCACUCUGUGCUUUCUAAUGUCAAUCCUUACGCUGUGUGUCCUGGGGACCAGACAAAUGAUUAGGAUAAAACAGGAUUGCUUUUUGGACUGGUUUAACUUAAUUUUUUUUGUAUGUAUAUUUUUAUUUUUGGAUGAAGGUUUGUAAAAGUAGAAUCUUCACAUCCCUAAGAAUAACAACACAGUGAAGGAGCUGGAUAAUUCCAUUCAUUAUUUUUGCCUUGUUGGUGCUCUCUCUUUGUGGCAGCGUGUACCUGGAGGUAAUGAAUUCUUUCCCAGAAAUCUCAAAUGUUGUAUAUCAUGUGUCAUUCUAAAAUAAAUGUUGUUCGGAAUAU